Messenger RNA from Impatiens glandulifera, 2004 nucleotides. RefSeq names its product NADP-dependent malic enzyme-like. Gene Ontology annotation, cellular component: chloroplast. Gene Ontology annotation, biological process: pyruvate metabolic process; malate metabolic process. The record is from RefSeq and is a predicted model, not a curated record. The transcript has 19 exons. Gene Ontology annotation, molecular function: malate dehydrogenase (decarboxylating) (NADP+) activity; NAD binding; malate dehydrogenase (decarboxylating) (NAD+) activity. The coding region runs from base 75 to 1847 and encodes 590 amino acids. NCBI's taxonomy places the organism in Eukaryota, Viridiplantae, Streptophyta, Magnoliopsida, Ericales, Balsaminaceae.
UGUGCUAUUAUACUUUUUUUUUUUCACUUAUUCGGCAGAAGCGAUCAGUGAAAGUGUUGUGAGGAGGGUUUGCAAUGGGGAGCGGAAAAGGCAGCGGCGGCGAUUCUCCUGUAGCUGAAAUAGAUGACAAAUUCGGUGUGGGUGGUGGCGUUCACGAUACAUAUGGUGAGGAUAGCGCUACUGAGGAUCAGCUUGUGACGCCGUGGACAAUCUCGGUUGCUAGUGGGUAUAGUUUGUUACGUGAUCCACAUUACAAUAAAGGACUUGCCUUCACUGAAAAGGAGAGAGAUGCUCAUUAUUUGUGUGGCCUUCUUCCUCCAGCAGUUUUAUCUCAGGAGCUUCAGGAGAAGAAACUGAUGAUUAAUAUGCGCAACUAUCAAGUUCCUCUUCAAAGAUACAUGGCAAUGAUGGAUCUUCAGGAGAGAAACGAAAGACUUUUUUACAAGCUUCUGAUAGAUAAUGUUCAGGAAUUGCUCCCAGUUGUAUAUACUCCAACAGUGGGUGAAGCUUGCCAGAAAUAUGGGAGUAUAUUCAGACGUCCUCAGGGUCUCUUUAUCAGUUUGAAAGAAAAGGGGAAGAUUCUUGAAGUGCUGAAGAACUGGCCUGAGAAGAACAUUCAGGUAAUUGUUGUAACGGAUGGUGAAAGAAUAUUGGGACUUGGAGAUCUAGGCUGCCAGGGAAUGGGUAUUCCUGUUGGUAAACUUUCACUCUAUACAGCUUUAGGAGGAGUCCGCCCAUCAGCUUGUUUACCGAUAACAAUUGACGUUGGCACAAACAAUGAGAAGCUGUUGAAUGAUGAGUUUUAUAUCGGGCUUAAACAAAACAGAGCAACAGGGCAGGAAUAUGAUGACCUCUUAGAGGAGUUCAUGUCUGCAGUUAAGCAAAACUAUGGCGAAAAAAUCCUGGUUCAGUUUGAAGACUUUGCCAAUCACAAUGCAUUCAAGCUUCUAGAUAAAUAUCGCACGACCCAUCUUGUCUUUAAUGACGAUAUACAGGGUACAGCAUCAGUUGUAUUGGCUGGUAUCGUUUCUGCUCUAAACUUAACCGGAGGAAUCUUAGCAGAUCACACUUUCUUGUUUCUGGGUGCUGGAGAGGCUGGAACGGGCAUAGCAGAUCUGAUAGCCCUUGAGAUAUCAAAAAAGACAGAUAUCCCCGUGGAAGAGGCACGCAAGAAAUUUUGGCUUGUGGACUCAAAGGGACUGCUAGUUAGUUCUCGUAAGGAAUCCCUUCAACAUUUCAAGCAGCCAUGGGCUCAUGAGCAUGAACCCAUUAAGGAUCUCAUAGAUGUUGUAAAUGCUAUCAAGCCAACUGUACUGAUUGGAACAUCUGGGGUUGGAAGACAAUUCACCAAGGAUGUCAUUGAAGCUAUGGCUUCCUUCAACGAGAAACCUCUCAUAAUGGCUCUCUCCAACCCUACAUCACAAGCUGAAUGUACGGCCGAAGAAGCUUAUACAUGGACUGAGGGCCGUGCAAUUUUUGCAAGUGGAAGCCCAUUUGACCCUGUUGAGUAUAAUGGAAAAUGUUUUGCUCCUGGUCAGGCAAACAAUGCGUACAUAUUUCCUGGGUUCGGUUUGGGUUUAAUCAUGUCUGGUACGAUUCGGGUGCAUGAUGACUUGCUUUUAGUGGCUUCCGAGGCAUUGGCAUCUCAAGUGAGUGAGGAGUGCUAUGAAAAAGGUCAACUUUUCCCAUCAUUCGCAGACAUUAGAAAAAUAUCUGCCCACAUUGCUGCCCAAGUAGCUGCCAAGGCAUAUGAUUUGGGCCUGGCUUCUCGUCUCCCCCGACCUAAGGAUCUCAUCCAGUUUGCUGAGAGCUGUAUGUACAGUCCUAUCUAUCGUAGCUACCGUUGAGCUCGUUGACAUUUCAUUAUACAGAAGGGUCCUUUGCAUAAUACAUAUACAUAAAUAGUUGGAAUUGAAUCCUUGAUCUUGUUGAUUUCUGAGUAAACUCAAUCGAAUUUUAAGUAUGUUUUAAUUGGUACAUUCAAGUCUAGAAUGAACAUUGAAC